AUGGCCGCCGGCGCCUUCUUGGAACUCCUGGAGUGGCUUCGAGAGGUGCUCCUGCAGGACGCUGUCUUCCUUCGCGAGUCCUACCCCGACCAUCCUAUCUUUCAGGAUCCGGUCUUCUCUUGCCCCGAGUUUGAAGCGUUCGCCAGCAAAGUUCAAGACACAUGCACACGGGACCACGAAGACAGCCAUACCACGGUCAUUCAAAAAGCGAUCCCGGUGGUUGCGGAGAAGCUGCGCACAUUGGAUGAGUUUGCGCAGGCCACCUACACCGUCACCUUCAGCCCCGGCCAAGGUGCUGCAGGUCAACAUGCGGAGAUCGCGGGAGCUCAUCAACAGAGGCGCCGCGCUCCACGAGAGACGGUCCUCAGGUCCGAGAUAGGCCCUUCGCAAGCGGGCGAGAAGAAUUACCUUUCCACGCGCAAGAUCAUCGUCGAUGAGGUUCGGAGGCGGGCCCAGUCGGACGGCUUAACUGAAGAUAUCGUGGCGAGGCAAAUGGACGAAGAACGUGGACCCAGCUCUUUGGAUAAGUUGUUCAAGGCCAUCCGAAAGGACAGGCAAGGCGAAAAGGGACACAAACGUGCGUCGGGGCAAUUCAACGUCAGUGGUAGCGAAAAGUCGAUGGCGCAGUGA
Messenger RNA from Hirsutella rhossiliensis, 630 nucleotides. RefSeq names its product centromere DNA-binding protein complex CBF3 subunit. The record is from RefSeq and is a predicted model, not a curated record. Bases 1 to 630 code for a protein of 209 amino acids. Gene Ontology annotation, molecular function: DNA binding. NCBI's taxonomy places the organism in Eukaryota, Fungi, Ascomycota, Sordariomycetes, Hypocreales, Ophiocordycipitaceae. The transcript has 3 exons.